AUGGAUGUGGAUAACGAAGUUUUGAUAGCCUUGGUAUUUGAUAAACAACCUUUAUGGGACAAAAGAAAUAAGUUCCAUAGCAACAGACAUAUCACCGAUAAGUGUUGGAAAGAGAUUAGUUUGGAAAUGAAACUGGAUGAAAAUAAAAUAAGAAAACGAUGGAAAUAUCUGAGGGAUCAAUUCGCCGUAGAGUUAAGAAAGAUUCCACCUUCUCGCUCUGGAGAUGAGGCGAUUACAGAUUGUCCUAAGUGGCCCUAUUUUAAGUCCUUACUUUUUCUAAGACAAGUUGUGAAGGCACGAGCAACCACUGGAAGUUUGACGUGUCGAAGAUCUUUAUCAGGUAGUGCAGACCAAGAUGGUGAAAUAGAAGAUACCCAAAGUACGAAUGACAAUGAUUUUUCUCCUCUACCUUCACCACGGAACACGGAAGAUGGCAAUGAGACUGACCAACCAACAGUGUCUCCUGCGAUGUUAACUUUUCAAACCGCUUCAAAAAGGCCUAAAAAGUCACUCGAUCACAAAAUUUUGGACAUUGAACGUCAAAAACUCAUAUUUUUACAAGAAAAGGAAAAAUCUCGACAGAAUCGAAGAGACGCAGACAAUGAACAUCUCUUAUUUUUUAAAAGCCUGUUACCACACAUUGACAAAAUACCUCAACAUAUGCUACUCAGUUUUAGAAACCGCAUUCAAAGUGUCGUCGACGAGUUUGCGUAUAGAUCUUUGCAUUAUGACAAUCCAAGCUCAAUGAAAAACGACUCUCAUUAA
Molecule: messenger RNA, 765 nt
Organism: Parnassius mnemosyne (clouded apollo)
Lineage: Eukaryota; Metazoa; Arthropoda; Insecta; Lepidoptera; Papilionidae
Source: the annotation of a GenBank genome assembly